Hemibagrus wyckioides is the source of this 2260-nucleotide messenger RNA. It is a transcript of the gene ca9, whose product is annotated as carbonic anhydrase IX. NCBI's taxonomy places the organism in Eukaryota, Metazoa, Chordata, Actinopteri, Siluriformes, Bagridae. The record is from RefSeq and is a predicted model, not a curated record. The coding region runs from base 415 to 1539 and encodes 374 amino acids. Gene Ontology annotation, molecular function: zinc ion binding; carbonate dehydratase activity. The transcript has 12 exons. Gene Ontology annotation, cellular component: plasma membrane.
CAAACAAGAGUUUAAAGCUGUUUUUUUCUUAGCUCAUAACACUAGACUGGACUUUGUUCAAGGCGCAGUGUGUGUGUGUGAUGAGGGUGAGACUGAAGUGGCAUAGGGGGCCAAGCCUGCCAAAAUUUAGGAGACUAACAGAUUAGAUUGGUUGGUAUUCAGUCUUUAAGACAGAAAGAAAGAGGGAGAGAGAGAGAGAGAGAGAGAGAGAGAGUGUGUGUCCUGGGCACCUUGAUGCCUCCUGAUUGGUGGCUUUCCUGAGGGCAGCCUUUAAAGCUCCACCUCAGGUGACAGACCUGCAAGUCAGUGAAGUUGAGGGUUUGUGUAUGUGUAUAUAAAGUGUGAGUGUAUAAAUAAUUGUGUGUGCCUGCAAGACUUUCACUUACUAAGAAGAAGAGAGAAGCAGAAGUCAGCAUGCAGUUAGAGCUCUUCAUCACUCUCCUCCUUGUCCACAGUCAGGUGUUGGGGGACAGUUCCUCUGAAGAAGAUCUGAGCAAAGAACAUGAGGAUGAUCAUGAAAAAAGCUCGUCCCAUAGCGAUCACUGGGGCUAUCAAGAUCAGACAUCAUGGCUGAGCACUUUCACGGCCUGCAAUGGAAAAUCUCAGUCUCCUAUUGACAUUGUGACUAGAGAAGUCACCUAUGAUCCCAGGCUUCCUGCUAUAAAACUAGACGGUUAUGACCUAAGUGAUGGCCCAGAACUCACACUGCAAAACAACGGUCACACUUUGCAGCUCCAGUUGCCCAACACUAUGCGUAUAAUACAAGGGUUUGAUGAGAUCUACUUUGCAGCCCAGCUGCAUUUCCACUGGGGGAACACCGAAGUUCCUGGUUCAGAGCACACCAUCGAUAACAUUCACUUCCCUGCAGAGAUCCAUGUGGUUCAUUAUAACUCAAAAUAUAGCAGUGUCAAAGAAGCUGCAAGCAAACCAGAUGGACUUGCUGUGUUAGGAGCCUUCAUCGGGAUUGGUCUUCAUGAGAAUGACAACUAUGAAAAAAUCCUGUCUGUAAUAAAAGAUGUCAGCUCUGAGGCGUCGGACACUAAGAUACCCAGUUUUAAUGUCCGUCACCUUCUGCCAAACAGUCUGGACAGAUUUUACAGAUACACUGGGUCUCUAACAACUCCACCAUGUUUCCAGUCAGUAAACUGGACUGUAUUCAACGACACAAUCACAGUCUCAAGGAAACAGCUGGCUGCUCUGGAGGAGACGCUGAAAGCAGGACACAACGAGAGUUUAUCUAAAAACUUCAGAGCUCCACAACAGCUUAAUGGAAGACAAGUCCUGGCCUCAUUCCCUGCGUUACAAACUAGAUACGGUGUGUCAUCUGAGACAGACAGUUUCUCAACAACUAGAGUAAAUGGGUCACAGGGUGCACUGUCCAGAGGUGAUAUCUUGGCUAUUGCCUUUGGAGUCUUGUUUGUGUUGACUUUGCUCCUUUUCUUCUUGUACGCUUAUCAACAGCGGCAAAAACACUCAAAAUCUAACCUUGAAGCCAGACAAAAUGUUAUUUAUAAACCAGCGAACAAGGAAGAUGUGUAGACCUGCCACGUGUGCUAUGGUGUCAAACAAACAAGCUCAUAUUUUUGGAGUUGCUGUAAAGACAUUGGGGAAUGUUAAACAAAAAACAGUAUUUUGACCCCUGAGACUUCUAAAAUCUGUUGAUGGGUACAGAUUUACACUCCUCUCUCAAAACUGCCACCUUUAUUGUAAGUAAAAUGUUUUAAGACGAAUUACAUUUCUUUUACAUUUAUAGCAUUUGGCAGGCUUUAUCCAGAGGGACUGAAAUUCAUCUCAUUUAUAAAACAGCAGUUGAGGGUUAAGGGCCUUGCUCAGAGGUCCAGCAGAGGCCACUGGGAUUCAAACUCAUGACCGUCUGAUCAGUAGCCCAAUGCCUUCAUCACUGACCCACCACAUCCCCGUAUAAUUACAAGGACUUGUGUGUUUUUUUUAACUCAGUAAGGGAAGAAAUUGUCCAGUUGUCUCACUGAGAAAACAGACCAUUCUUCUGAUGUUUUCUGUUUUUUUUGCUGUAUAUAAAUGUAUUUUAUUGUCGUAUGGUGGACGAUGUCUUGUCCAUGACCUAUUUAUGACCAUUUCUUCUUUAUUUGUGCCAUGUUUAAAUUAAGCACUCAAUUAUCUGGUACCAAGUUGUUCAUAUUAUUAAUGGUCUAUGAUACGCACAAAAAUAUCUUCUCAGUGAUUCAGUUACAAUGCUCUAUGUAAAUCUAUCCAGGCAAAUAAAAUGUCUUCAUGUUUCUAA